AUGGUGGGAACGCUGCUUCUGCUUGGUGAGCAGGGUGCCUUUGAAGAUGAGACCUUGAAGCUUCGGCAGCUGAAACUGGAUAAUCAGAGAGCACUGCUGGAGAAGAAGCAGAGGAAAAAGCGCCUUGAGCCACUCAUGGUGCAGCCAAACCCAGAAGCCAGACUGUGCCGCUCAAAGCCAAGAGGUAGUGAGGAGCAAACGCCUUUAGUGGCACCUCAUACCCCUCACAAUGAUGUCAUCCUACAUGGCAUUGAUGGUCCAGCUGCCUUCCUGAAGCCAGAUACCCAAGAUUUGGAAACCAAACUUCAUGUCCUGUCAGUAGGCUCUUCUGCUACAGAAGAGGACACUGAAGGAAGCAUUGAUGGGGAAAGCACAUUGGAUAUGGCUUCCAAGCCAGAUCUUCAGGAGAUUCUCCAAAAACAUGGUAUCUCAGGGAGUUUGAACUUCGAUGAGGAGGAUACUGAUGGGGAAGAAGAAGAAGGGAAAAAGUUAAGAUCUCAUUCACCACAUCCAGAAACAGAAAGACCCAAUUCUGCUUCUAGCCAGAAGUCAACGACAGAUACAGGAGCUUCCAGUACUGCAGCCCAGCAGGCUGAUUGCCAGCUGGGAGAGGUGGAGAAUUUAGAGGAGUUUGCAUAUAGUCCUGCCCCUCGAGGUAUCACCGUAAAAUGUCGGAUAACCAGGGAUAAAAAAGGAAUGGACCGGGGUCUCUUCCCCACCUAUUAUAUGCACUUGGAAAAAGAUGAAAAUCGGAAGAUAUUUCUUCUUGCAGGCAGAAAGCGGAAAAAGAGCAAAACAUCCAACUACCUUAUCUCCACUGAUCCAACAGAUUUGUCUCGGGAAGGAGAAAGUUAUAUCGGCAAACUCAGAUCAAACCUCAUGGGGACCAAGUUUACAGUUUAUGACCAUGGAGUCAGCCCAGCCAAGGCCCAAGGCCUGGUAGAGAAGGCCCACACCCGGCAGGAGCUGGCCGCCAUUUGUUAUGAAACAAAUGUACUUGGAUUUAAAGGCCCUAGGAAAAUGUCUGUGAUUGUUCCAGGGAUGAAUAUGAAUCAUGAACGGAUACCGUUUCGGCCACGAAAUGACCACGAGAACUUACUUUCCAAAUGGCAAAGCAAAAUGAUGGAGAACUUGAUUGAACUACACAACAAGGCCCCUGUCUGGAAUGAUGACACUCAGUCCUACGUCCUGAACUUCCAUGGCCGGGUCACUCAGGCAUCUGUGAAGAACUUUCAGAUUGUCCACGAAAAUGACCCUGACUACAUAGUCAUGCAGUUUGGACGUGUAGCAGACGACGUGUUCACACUGGACUACAACUACCCAUUGUGUGCACUUCAGGCCUUUGCCAUCGGGCUUUCUAGCUUUGACAGUAAGCUGGCAUGUGAAUGA
Molecule: messenger RNA, 1389 nt
Organism: Chrysochloris asiatica (Cape golden mole)
Lineage: Eukaryota; Metazoa; Chordata; Mammalia; Afrosoricida; Chrysochloridae
Gene: TULP3
Product: tubby like protein 3
Exons: 11
Coding region: 1-1389 (462 amino acids)
Biological process (GO): protein localization to cilium
Cellular component (GO): cilium
Source: RefSeq, a predicted model, not a curated record